Molecule: messenger RNA, 1049 nt
Organism: Vicia villosa (hairy vetch)
Lineage: Eukaryota; Viridiplantae; Streptophyta; Magnoliopsida; Fabales; Fabaceae
Exons: 2
Coding region: 172-666 (164 amino acids)
Source: RefSeq, a predicted model, not a curated record
CCCUUCUGUAUUCAAGCUGUCACCCUUCUCUCUCUCUCUCUCUCUCUCCUCUCUCUCUCCUCUUCUUCUCUUCACCAAUCCCAAAACCCAUUUCACUCUUCAAUCCAAUGUUCUAACACAACAAACACACAUCAUCAAUAUCAUCAUCAUAACCUUAAAACUCUCAAAAACAUGUUUCAAUUUCUUCUCCUCUUCGUUCUCUCAAUCUCAACCAUUUCUGCAUCAAAAAAUGCAACCUCUAUCUACGAGGUUCUCCACAACCACGGUCUUCCCAUGGGUAUUUUCCCCAAGGGUGUCACCCAAUUCAACGUUGGUGAAGAUGGGAAAUUCUGGGUGCAUUUAGAUCAAGCUUGUAAUGCUAAAUUCGAGAACGAGUUGCAUUAUGAUCGAAACGUAUCUGGGUCGUUGAGUUACGGGAAGAUUGAUGGGUUGAAUGGGUUGGAAGCUCAGGAUCUUUUUCUUUGGUUGGCUGUUAAGAGUAUUCGUGUUGAUGUUCCUAGCUCCGGUUUGAUUUACUUUGAUGUUGGGGCUGCUUAUAAACAAUUCUCGUUGUCUUUGUUUGAAACUCCACCUGAAUGUGUCGCUGUUCGUGAUGAUUCCGAGGGUCGACUAGGAAGGCUCCGCUAUAAGCUUGAUCGAGAAGCUUCAGGAAGAGAUGUUCUAUAGACCGAGCAGGGAAGGGUGAAUGAAGUUUUUGUGUAGCAAAAUUGUCAUGGAUGUAUUCAUUCGGAGAGGUUAUAAAUUUAUAGGUCCAACGAAUUCGGUCCUACUGUCGUCGUCGUUUGUGUUAUCUCGCCGUAUAGUGCAGAAUUUAGUGUAGUAGAGGGAGCCAAUGUGUAUGGGAAAGGGAAGCAACAAAGAUGAAUUUCAAGAAUCUGUUUCACAAUGAUAAGAUGGGCUAGAAUGGAUUCAGGUGACAAGUCUGCAAAGAUUUUGUUGUAUGGGAUUGUAUUAUAAGAAUGUAUUGGGGGUAUGUUAUUGAGUUGUAUCAAAGUUGUUAUAUCAGUUUAUAUUAGACAGAGGAAUCAUAUGCACUUUUGAUUUGAAAA